ACCCGCUUGCGUGUGCCCCCCCAAACAAAAUAUCCCCCACCAUUCAGCACAGCACAGGAACAGCAACAAAAAUGAACAUGCUGCAGAGUUUUAGCGGCAGCGCUGCCAACGCCACAGGCGAUGCCACCAGCGCCGAGACGGAGCUCAAGGAGCGCCUGAUAGCCAGCGUCAAGAAGGAGGUGAAGCAACUGAUGGAGGAGGCGGUGACCAAGAAGUACGUGCACGAGGAGAGCAGCUCGGUGACGUCGCUGUGCGGCGCCGUGGAGGCCUGCCUCAGCCAUGGCCUGCGCCGUCGUGCUUUGGGCCUGUUCAAGACCUCCUCGACAACGGCCCUCAUCCAGAAGAUAGCCAAAAUCUGUCCGGAGGCGGACUACGUGAGUCGGCGCCUGCUGGAACUGGAGCUGGCCCACGAGAGUCCCACGGUGAGCGGCAAGCGUUCGUCCUCCAGCAGCGACAGCAUCAUCAAGCCCAAGCUGAUCAGCAAGCAAACGGGCAGCAGCUGCAGCAGCAGCUCCGUCACCACCAUCAAUACGGUCAGCAAUGGUGCUGGCGGCGCUGGUGGCGCUGGUGGUGGUGGUGCCGGCGGUGUCCUUGGUGGCGCUGGCACACCCCUGGGCAAGUACCUGUGGAUACGGCUGGCGCUGUACGAGAAGCGGCUGGCCAAGAUCAUUGAGCAUCUGGUGGGCAAUGCCAGCAACUACUAUGAUCGCGAGGCGCUGGUCGCCGACGCCGAUUAUGGAUCGAUACUCAGCUCCCUGCUGGUGGGGCCCUGUGCCCUGGAGUUUACGCGGGCCAAGACAGCCGAUCAUUACUGGUCCGAUCCCUGUGCCGAUGAGUUGGUGCAGCGGCAUCGUAUCAGCUCGGGUAACCGCACACCGCCCACCUGCCAUCGGCCGAUCAUUAAUUUUAAGAGGAGUCUGCACACCAGCUCGGAGGACACGAGCAGCGGCAGCUUCAAGGCCUGCUCGCCGGCGAGCGUGGCCAAGGACUAUGUGGAGUCGCUGCAUCAGAAUUCGCGCACCACCCUCCUCUAUGGCAAGAACAAUGUCCUCGUCCUGCCCAAGGACGUAUCGGAGCCGAUGCCCGGCUAUCUGAGCCUACACCAGAGCGUCCAGUCGCUGACCAUCAAGUGGACGCCAAAUCAGCUAAUGAACGGCUACAACGAUGGCGACAACAGCGACAAGAGCUUCUACUGGAGCUAUGCCCUCAAUAUCAAUGUGGACGAAAUUGUCUAUGUGCACUGUCAUCAGAAUCGUGGCGGCGACACCGGCGGCACCAUCAUCCUGGUGGGCCAGGAUGGCGUACAGCGUCCGCCCAUUCACUUUCCGGAGGGCGGACACUUGCAGGCAUUUCUCAGCUGCCUGGAGACGGGCCUGCUGCCGCACGGACAGCUGGAUCCGCCGCUCUGGUCACAGCGCGGCAUUGGCAAGCUAUUCCCCUGGCCCAAGAGCGUGCGACGGCACAUACUGCCAUCCGUUAUGGAGGCCUCGUCCGCCUCCUCCAGCGAUGAGACGCCCAUCGACUAUGUCUUUCGCGUGGUCAGCAAGAGUCAACACGAGGAGUUCUUGGCCACGCAUCCCAUUUUGGAGCUGGGACGGUCGAGUCCGCGUCGCAAGCAUUUGGGCAGCUGCUCCACCACCGGCAGCAGCGACUGCUCCAGCAAGAGUCUCUCCAUCGAUCAGAGCAGCAGCGAUCCGCCCUUGAUACAGGCCAGUCAAACGGCCAGCAUUGAGCUCGUGUGCUCCACCAUGCGGCGACAGAUCAUCUCGCGGGCCUUCUACGGCUGGCUGGCCUACUGCCGUCAUCUAUCCACAGUGCGGACGCAUCUCUCGGGACUGGUCUAUGGUCGCAUUAUGCCCGAUUUGGCUGCCGACGAGGAGGGCCUCACCCGACAAAAGUGGCUGGAGAUGCAUGUGGAUGGCGUUGUCUCUGGCGAGUUGGAGCUCUAUCGCUUGGUUUACUUUGGCGGCGUACAGCCCGAUCUGCGGCAGGAGGUUUGGCCCUAUCUGCUGGGCCAUUACGCCUUCGGCUCCACGCCGGAGGACAGGAAAAAGCAGGACGAGACCUGCAAGCACUACUACGAGACAACGAUGAGCGAGUGGCUGGCCGUGGAGGCGAUUGUUCGUCAGCGUGAGAAGGAGAAGACAGCGCUGGCCGUGGCCAAACUGAGCGCCGAACAGGCGCGUCUGGCGGCCAAUGCCAAUGGUGCUGGUGUUGGUGCUGGUGGCGGUGCUGCUGCCGCAAAUGCCGCAAAGCCAAUGACCAAUGGCAGUCGGGAGCUGGAGCUGGAGCUAGAGCGCAGCGGCCAUGGUCAGAGCGGUGAUGAGGCGGAGCUGGGCGGCGAUGAGGGUGAGAACGAUGUGUUUGAUGAUAAUGAUUUCUCCGAUAUAUCCGAUCCUGGAGAUCUGUCCGAUGAGCCCGAACUGGCAGCCGAGGCUGAGGAGCAGCCUGAAGAGGAUGGAAACGAGAAAACGGACGAGGAGCAGGAGCAGGACCAGGACCAGGAGCAGGAGCAGGAGGAAGGUCAAUUGAUGCCACAGCUGAGCGAACAGCUGAUGCUGGAGUUCCAGAAUCUCGACUGCAUGGAGCCGCUGCAUCUGCAGGAGAACUGCUUUGCCGACUCUGAGGCGGAGGGCGAGAUGGGACUGGGACUGGAUGCUGGCGGUAACAUCCUGCUGCUGAGCAUCAAGAGUUCUCCCUCCACCAGCAGCUACGAGACGGUGGGCAAUGAGUUCGUGGACAUGGUGGAUGUCAAGGAGGAGCCAGAGACAGAGCCCGAAACAGAGCCAGAGCCCUGCGGUUUGUUGAGUAAAUUCCACAGCGCCGAUGAUGUGCGUCGGGAUGUUGGUGAAGAGGCAGACCAUGAGGAGGAGCAUCCAUCCACGUCGGUGAUCAUCACAGAGGCCGCCUCCCUGGACGCCUUGGAUGUGCAGUGCAACGAUGACGAGACCACCGAAGAUUUUACCUCACGCAAGACCAGCCUCAUGUCCCCCAUGAACGAGGACAUCACGGUGGUGGCCAGCCUGGAUGCCCUGCAGGAGCCCAAGUCUGCCUGCGUCUCACCAGCCAGCUCCAAUGGGGGCGUCUACAGCGUUGAGCUGCUCGAACAGUUUGGCCUCAAUCUGCAUCGGAUCGAGAAGGAUGUGCAGCGAUGCGAUCGCAACUAUUGGUACUUUGCCAACGAGAAUCUGGACAAGCUGCGCAACGUGAUAUCCACGUAUGUGUGGGAGCAUCUGGACGUGGGCUACAUGCAGGGCAUGUGCGAUCUGGUGGCCCCACUGCUGGUCAUCUUCGACGACGAGUCGCUCAGCUACAGCUGCUUCUGCAAGCUCAUGGAGCGCAUGAUCGAGAACUUUCCCAGCGGCGGUGCCAUGGACAUGCACUUUGCCAAUAUGCGUUCCCUCAUACAAAUCCUCGACUCGGAGAUGUACGAUCUGAUGGACUCGAAUGGGGACUAUACGCACUUCUACUUCUGCUACCGCUGGUUCCUCUUGGACUUUAAGCGGGAGCUCGUCUACGACGAUGUCUUUGCCACCUGGGAGGUGAUCUGGGCGGCCAAGCAUGUGGCCUCUGGCAACUUUGUGCUCUUUCUGGCGCUGGCCCUGCUGGAGACCUAUCGCGACAUCAUACUGUCCAACAGCAUGGACUUUACCGAUGUCAUCAAGUUCUUUAAUGAAAUGGCCGAACGUCACAAUGCCCAAUCGAUUCUGCAGCUGUCACGCAGUUUGGUGCUGCAGCUGCAGACAAUCAUCGAGAACAAGUGAAGGAGGAAGCCAGCCGAAGCACGCAUCAACUUUAACCUUAACCAUAAACAUAGCCCAUAAUCCGUAGAUGUAUACCCGAUGUAAUUGCCGAUCAGUAUUGAGCAUGCGAUGAUGUACUAUGUAGUAGAGAGCACACACGUAGAUCAUAGAAUGUUGUUGGAUAGUAACUGCGCUUUAGUCAUUACCUGCACACACGGCAUACAUACAUACAUAUGUAGUAGAUGGCAAUUAGCUGGAAACUCUUGAUGAGUUUGGUGUUUUGGUUUUUGGAGUAGUGUGGAUUUUUUUUUUUUUUUGUUUUUUUUUUUAGAAACGGCUGGGAAUCGCCUAUGUUGCGAUGCAGAAGUUUACAAUUUGAAAUGUAGCUAAAAUUAAGGAAAUUGUAGUGACCUGAGAUGUGAAGCGUAAAGUAGAACAAACAAACAAACAAACCAAAAAAAAAAUGAUAUGCAAAUGAACAACGUAAAUGAAAAAAUACUAUUUAC
Messenger RNA from Drosophila obscura, 4249 nucleotides. RefSeq names its product small G protein signaling modulator 2. Bases 72 to 3764 code for a protein of 1230 amino acids. Gene Ontology annotation, biological process: activation of GTPase activity. The transcript has 7 exons. Lineage: Eukaryota; Metazoa; Arthropoda; Insecta; Diptera; Drosophilidae. The record is from RefSeq and is a predicted model, not a curated record. Gene Ontology annotation, molecular function: GTPase activator activity.